Histoplasma mississippiense is the source of this 921-nucleotide messenger RNA. RefSeq lists its product as hypothetical. The record is from RefSeq and is a predicted model, not a curated record. The transcript is spliced from 3 exons. The coding region runs from base 1 to 921 and encodes 306 amino acids. NCBI's taxonomy places the organism in Eukaryota, Fungi, Ascomycota, Eurotiomycetes, Onygenales, Ajellomycetaceae.
AUGACAACGCCCGCCGUCCCCUCUCACCCUCUCACCCUCGACCCCAAGUACGACGACUACGAUUUCCCAACCACCGCCCCUGACGCCCAAUCAGGCCACCCAGGCCACACAACCCCGGAGCAGGAUGCGCAGGUUUACCAGUUGCGGGUCAUGCUGGAGCAGCUCGGCUACACGGAGCGGUUGGAUACCCUGACGCUGCUGAGGUUCCUGCGCGCGAGGAAGUUUGACGUUGAGGCGGCGAAGGCGAUGUUCGUCGAGUGCGAGAAAUGGCGGCAAGAGUUCGGCACGGAUGAUCUGGUGAAUACGUUCGAGUACCCGGAGAAACCGCAGGUGUUCGAGUACUAUCCACAAUACUAUCACAAGACGGAUAAAGAUGGCCGUCCCGUCUACAUCGAAAAACUGGGCAAAAUCGACCUAAACGCCAUGUACAAAAUAACCACAGCGGAUCGCAUGCUGAAAAACCUAGUCUGCGAAUACGAGAAACUCGCCGACCCGCGCCUGCCCGCCUGCUCGCGCAAGGCCGGCAAGCUACUCGAAACCUGCUGCUCGAUCAUGGACCUGAAGGGCGUGGGCAUCACCCGCGUCCCCUCUGUCUACGGCUACGUCAAACAGGCCUCCGCCAUCUCGCAGAACUACUAUCCGGAGCGUCUGGGCAAGCUGUACCUCAUCAACGCGCCGUGGGGGUUCUCCAGCGUCUUCAGCGUCGUCAAGGGCUUCUUGGACCCCGUUACCGUGCAGAAGAUCCAUGUGCUGGGCAGCGGGUAUGAGGCCGAGCUGCUGGCGCAAGUCCCCAAGGAGAACCUGCCGAAAGAGUUUGGCGGCGAGUGUGAGUGUGAGAAUGGCUGUGAGUUUAGCGACAUGGGUCUCCUGGCAGGAGAAGGAGUGGGCGAAGGAGCCCAAGUGGGUUACGAAGGCACCUGA